Messenger RNA from Erigeron canadensis, 2154 nucleotides. RefSeq lists its product as uncharacterized. Bases 1 to 2154 code for a protein of 717 amino acids. The record is from RefSeq and is a predicted model, not a curated record. The transcript has 7 exons. Gene Ontology annotation, biological process: telomere maintenance; DNA repair. NCBI's taxonomy places the organism in Eukaryota, Viridiplantae, Streptophyta, Magnoliopsida, Asterales, Asteraceae. Gene Ontology annotation, molecular function: DNA helicase activity.
AUGCUUCCUUCACAAGAUCAAAGAGUGUACAAUAAGCCAGAAGUUUCACAGGUUGCGGCACUUUGGAUAAAUGGCGGGGAAGAUGGGGACCAUGGCCAUAGGAACAUUGAAGUUAAAACUCACAUCAACCAAUCUAGAAGAAUUCAUUAUUAUUACGGUUGCUAUGACCUGUUACAGUAUCCUUUAAUGUUCCCAUUUGGAGAACUUGGUUGGCACCAGGGAAUUCUUAAAAAAGGCCAAAAACAAAAAAAAAAGAGAAGAGGCGGAUCAAAUGUUACUUCUGCAGGCCUUAUUUCUCCCCAAAAUGCGGGAAAUGUUGACGAUCUGUUGUGCAGCGAACAGGAUGUCUUGGCCCAAAAUGACGCAGAUUAUGUCUCUAUUAAAGAGUAUUAUGCGUACAAGCUCCAAAUUAGGAAGACUGGCAAAUCGUGCUUGCUACGUUUUGGUAGGCUACUCCAGCAGUAUAUAGUAGACAACUACUUCAAACUUGAAACACAAAGGUUAGACUUUUACAGAACACAACAGCAAGAAAUUAGGAAAGAAUUUCUGCAAGGAGUGGUGGAUGCAGUCGCAUCAGGUGAGACCCAAGGUUCAAGGGUCGGUCAACGAAUAGUCUUGCCGUCUAGCUUUAUUGGGGGGCCAAGAAACAUGAGACAAAAAUACAUAGACGCCAUGACAUUAGUGCAAAAAUUUGGAAAACCUGAUAUAUUUUUGAUGAUGACAUGUAACCCGAAUUGGCCAGAAAUCAAAGAACUUAUGAUGCUACAAGAAGAAUCACAAAAUAGAGCAGAUUUGGUGGUAAGAGCUUUCCAUGCAAGACUUGAACUGCCGAAAGAAGACCUCUUUAAGAAAAAUAUUUUUGGUGAAGUAGGAGCCUACACUUAUGUUAUAGAAUUUCAUAAGAGAGGCCUUCCACACGCGCCUUUUCUCAUUAUAUUGAAACCUCACUGCAAGAUGUAUAGGCCGGAAGAAUAUGAUGAGAUUGUGUCAGCAGAAAUACCAAAUGAGAAGGACAACCCUCACUUGUAUAAAAUGGUUGUCAAGCACAUGCUUCAUGGCCCGUGUGGUAUACUGAACGUUGAUAACGUGUGUAUGAAAAAGAAUGGUACCUGCAAAAACUCAUAUCCAAGGCCUUAUUCUAAUGAGACUACUCAAACAUCUGAUGCAUACCCGAUCUACCGAAGGCAAAAAAAUGGAGUGCGAGUCAAAGUUAGGAAAGCUACACUUGAUAACCGAUGGGUGAUACCAUACAAUCCCUACUUGCUAGCAAAGUUUGAUUAUGAAAUAGACCAAUAUCAAUCAGGCAGAUGGGUUUCGGCUCCGGAAGCAACAUGGAGGUUUUACAGAACUGACAAGUUGGCCCAAGACUUGGACUUGACCUACUCUGAGUUCCUAGAUCAUUUUGUUUGGCUGCAAGGCGACACAUUUUGGAAACAUAGAGACCUAGGUGAUUCUGUAGGCCGAAUAGUAGCAGCUCAUUCAAGUGAAGGUGAAAGGCGACUUUUUGCCACCCUUCUGGUUUAUUCAUGUCCCAACAACCCUAGAGACCUGUGGUUAGCUUAUGAGGAUUUAAUGGUGGAAGACCUAUUAAGAUUUAACCAAAUGACACGUAGAGAAGCUAUAAAACAGGCGUUCUUGCAGAGGCUUACUCAUAUGCCGACCUCCAAGAUCAGACAAGAGAAAUUAGAGCUGAACAAGGGCGGUGCUUUCUUUGUUGAUGGCCCUGGUGGUACGGGAAAAACAUAUUUGUAUAGGGCUUUAUUAGCAAAAAUUAGAUCAGAAGCACAUAUAGCGCUGGCAACCGCCACUUCAGGUAUAGCAGCGUCAAUACUUCCUGGGGGUCGAACGGCUCAUUCAAGAUUCAAAAUCCCACUUGACCUGGCAGAAGGAGCAACCUGUAGAGUUAGCAAACAAAGUUCUUUGGCGACUCUAAUUAAAGACUCUAAGCUAAUCAUAUGGGAUGAGGCCCCAAUGGCCAAAAGGACAGCUAUCGAGGCUUUGAAUGAUCUUUUACAAGAUCUCAUGGAUUCAACGGAAAUUUUUGGGGGUAAGGUUGUCGUGCUUGGUGGAGAUUUUAGACAAACGCUCCCCGUGGUCCGCAAGGGUACUAAGGUAGAAACUAUUGCUGCAUGUCUAACUAAUUCUUCAUUAUGA